Messenger RNA from Brugia pahangi, 351 nucleotides. NCBI's taxonomy places the organism in Eukaryota, Metazoa, Nematoda, Chromadorea, Rhabditida, Onchocercidae. The record is from the annotation of a GenBank genome assembly.
AUGCUACGAAAUAGAAUUUCAACUGAAUUUACAAGUACAACAAGUGCUACACCAGAAAAUAAUUUUAAAAGACAUGAUGAUGCAAAUGAAGAUUGCACAAAAAUUUCCUUACCAAGUAUCGAAGCAAAAAUAUAUUAUUCCACUAAUGAUGCAAUCAAUUGUCAUAAAUCAUUCCCAAUAAUAAAAUCAGCAACCACUUCAAUGCCAUAUUUAUAUGUAUCAGCAAAUGUUGCUAAUAUGCCUGAAGAAACAGCACUUACACCAAUUAUUGCCGAUUUUUUCAUUGGAAAAUUUACCACAACAAUUUCCUCAGCAAGUAAAAAUUUAUUUAUUCAUUUAGAAAUUUUGUAG